UUGGUGGUGUAUAUAUGUGAUGGGAAGUAUUAGAACAACGUGUACGUGUCAAAUGUAAACAGCAACUAGUACACGUAUAAAAUUACGUUUAAACAAGACUGCGCACAUUUGCUGCUACACAUAGUUCGUACGUAUAAGGAUUAACGGCGUUAUAUAAGAUAUGAGGGAUAGGAGGAAGAAGGGCUAAGAAUCGCUCGGCCAAUAAAUCAAAAAAAAAAAAAAAAAAAAGUGCACGCGCCGAUCCUGCGCGCGACUCCGCGACUGACGGCGCGCUCCCGCGACAAUGUCCGCCAUUUUGACUCGAAAAUAUGACAGAAUUUCUUCUCCCUUCCUUGGAGCCCGCGUGAUGCUGGCGCUCGGAUUCUGAAGCCGUUUUUCGGCGUGGAAGAGUCGCGGAAGGCGCGGGGGAGAGGCCCGCGGCGCGGGAUGGGCUCCGGUGUGCGAGCUCCGGUGCACUAUCGCCCGCGACAUUUGCCGGACAUUUCAGCGUUUCACUCUUUCGCUGGUUGCGCGUAAACAAGUGGCGCGGAGGGCACGCUGCUGUGGCGUGAAGGUGAAACCCCAUAUGCUCAUCAAUGAACGUUUUCUUUGCGUUCUUCACGAUCACCGAGGCGAAUGUCUGCGUGCCCAUGGGAGAGGAUUAAUUAAGGUUAUAGACAUUUUGUCAACAGAUCUGCGUGGCCUGACACCAUGUUCUGGAAGUUCGACCUGCACACCACGUCCAAUGUGGACAAGCUCCUGGACAAGGAGGACGUGACGCUACGCGAGCUGAUGGACGAGGAUGACGUGCUGCAGGAAUGCAAGGCCCAGAACCGCCGCUUGCUCCUCUUCCUCAGCCAGGACCACUGCAUGCAGGAGCUGGUCAACCUGAUCACGCAGGAGCCGCCGGACAACGUCGACGAGAAGAUCCGCUUCAAGUACCCCAACAUUGCCUGCGAGCUCCUGACGUCGGAUGUGAACCACAUCAAUGACAAACUCGGGGGCGAUGAGUCUCUACUGGACAAGCUGUAUAGUUUCUUGGACCAUGAGCCGCCCCUGAACCCCCUGCUUGCUAGCUUCUUCAGCAAGACCAUCGGCAACUUAAUCGCCCGCAAAACGGAGCAGGUCAUUGGCUUCCUAAGGAAGAAGGAGGGCUUCAUCAGCUUGGUGCUGAAACACAUCGACGCCUCUGCUAUGAUGGACUUGUUGCUUCGCCUCAUCAGCUGCGUAGAACCUGCCCCCUUGAGGCUGGAGGUCCUUAAUUGGCUGAAUGAGGAGAAGCUCAUCCAGAGACUCAUUGAGCUUAUUCGUUUCGUAGAAGACGAGGAGAGGCAGUCCAAUGCGUCACAGACCUUGUGUGAUGUCAUCCGCUUAAGCCGCGACCAGGCCACGCAGAUGCAAGACUCCACGGAGCUGGACCCUCUGCUUGCCGUGCUCGAGUCGCAGCAGAGCGUGGAGGACCUCCUGAACAAUAUGUUUUCGGGAAACAAGAGCGAAGCCUGCAUUGUUAAUGGAACCCAAGUGCUCCUUACGCUCCUGGAGACCAGGAGGCCAGGGGUUGAAGGGCUGUUGGACCUGUGUUCUCAGGGAUAUGAAAGGUCUUACACUGUCAAUAGUAGCAUAUUACAAGGUAUUGGGGCUUAUUUGCAGAACUUCCAUCAGGUUCUUCUGGAACCUCCAAAGAAAAGUGCUAUGCUGACAACCAUUGGCGUGCUAGAGGAACCACUGGGCAGCGCCCGGCUCCACAUCGCACGGCUGGUGGCCUCCCUGCUUCAGAGCUGUACAGCCAGUAUCGCCGCGGAGCUGUGCCGGCUCAACACCAUGGACCUGCUGCUUGAUUUGUUCUUUAAGUACACCUGGAAUAAUUUCUUGCACUCCCAAGUGGAGCUUUGUGUGGCGACCAUCUUGAACCCCCAUCCUGGUGUGGAGGAGAGCCUCAAGAGUUGUCCUGGCAGCGCGGAUGGGCCAGAGAAGCAGAGCAGCAGCGCGGAGAUGGCCGACAACCCCAGCCAGAAUACGCUGGUGGCUCAUCUCUUCCAGAAGUGCCGUCUGGUCCAGAGGAUACUUGAUGCCUGGGAGGAGAAUGACAAAAUACAGGCUGAGGGAGGGAUGAGGAGAGGCUACAUGGGCCACUUGACCAGGAUAGCCAACACUGUGGUCCAGAACAUGGAGAAAGGUCCAGUCCAAGUGCAAAUCAGUGACAUCAUUAAAGAGCUGCCGGAAGACUGCCGGGGACGCUGGGAGAGCUUCGUGGACGAGACGCUGACGGAGACCAACCGGAGGAACACGGUGGACCUGGUGAGCACGCACAACCUGCAUUCUUCCAGCGAGGAUGAUGACAUGGAAAGCCCGUUCCCCAAUGAGCUGUCACUCCAGCAGGCAUUUUCCGACUAUCAGAUCCAGCAGAUGACGGCCAACUUUGUGGAUCAGUUUGGCUUUAAUGACGAGGAAUUUGCGGAGCACGAAGACAACAUUAAUGCCACGUUUGAUAGGAUUGCAGAGAUAAACUUCAAUUUAGACGUGGACAAUGACGGCGCCAACAUCGCUAUGUUUGAGGCCUGCUGCAAGGAACGGAUACAACAGUUUGACGAUGCCGAGGAAGAGGACGACGAUAUUUGGGAGGACAAAGAAAUAAACUAUGCAACACAAGUAAAGGCGAGAACCAGGUUUGGAAUUUCACGCAGUUCGGACAGCUCUAGCAGAAGUGACGCGGGGAACGGCAAGGGCGCCCGUAGCCUGGGCUCGGAUGAGGACGACGAGGCCGACGAGGAGCUUCGGCCCAAAGUAACAGCUCCCCACGCAGGAAAGGGGAGGAACGAGAGCCAGCCUAAGAGCCCGGAGGCAGAGUCUCCAGAGAGCCCUGGCUGGACGGCCAGCUUUGAGGAGUUGCUGACCUCGAAGGACCUCCCUGCUCGCACGGCAGCGGACCCCGGUCCCGGCACGUGGGACUCGGCCACCUCCCAGGGUGACGCCGAGGACAAAGAGUGGGCCAAAUUCCCUGACUUCCAGCCUUUCUGCCGUUCAGAGCCCCGGAACAGCUCUCCUGCGGAGUCCAGCAGCUCCCUGGCAGAGAGGACUAAGUCCAGCCCGGACGCCGACUUCGAAGGUGGAGCCCACUGCGCCUGGAGCGUAUGCUCGACGCGGAAGGCCCCCCUCGUAGCUUCCGACAGCAGCUCUUCGGGGGGCUCGGACAGCGAGGACGACGACGAGGACAAGGCCGACGUGGUGACGGAGACCAUCGCGACAGCGGCCGGCAAGGAAACGGUCAAGCUCACUGUGGACGCAAAACACGAGAAGGCUGUUUUCACCAGCACGGCGGACUCGCGCAGAGUGUUUAAACCUGCAGCUUUAUGCCCCGACGUGGACUCGUUGCCCUUGGAUAGCCCGACCGUCACGGAUUGCCCCCCGGGGGAUGGGACGGAGCCCACGGGCGACCCGCUCGAUGCCACCCCGCCCUCUUCGGAUAGCGACGCGGCGGACCUCACUGUGACGGACAGGAAGGAUACGGUGCCCCCGCUGGUGGAAGCGGCUCUCAAUGGGCCAGUUUGACUACGUCGCCCCGUGUGGGACCGGGACACAAGUCGGACCCGUUCUGCGCCGCUUUUAUCCAUCCUACUCCAGAAACCCAGUGCAACAAUUUUUUUUUUUUUUUUUUUUUUUUUUUUUUUUUUUUUUUUUUAAAAGAACUAUUUGUUUCAUUGAGUAAUGCUGCAAAUUUUUUUGGUCCGGACCUGUUGAAGGGACAUACGUGUGUACCUGUAAGGGACAUCUUUUUAUCCGGGCGAAGAAAUUGUACCGUUUUAAUGUAGCAGUAAAUUACAGUGUGAAAGGAGGGAACUUUUUCUUCGUGUCCUUGAAGAUGUGUCCCCGCCCCACCUCAAUGUCCAUCUGUCCCCGUGUUUUUUGCUCCGCCCACACCCUGGCAGCGGCGGGGACGUCCAAGUAACAGGUUGCGCUCAAUAUGCGAGGCAGGCCGAACGGGAGCCUCGGAGAGGACUUUCGGCAGCCUCGCUCUGCCGCGGACCGGCCGCGCGGCCCGAACCGCGACAUCAAACGCGUUUGCGUGCGAGGGGGUGGGGGGUGUUUGAAUCGGAAAGAAGGGGACGGACGGGCACUGCGUUAGCCCCUGCCCCGACGGGGCUCAUCAUCUUGAUCGCUUUUGUGCGUUAAUGUUAUGUAGCCUUCUCGAUUUGGCCGAAGCCUCGCGGAGGAACGCUGUUAACUUCACGUCGCUCUAGAGCGGGCCAAACGGACAGGUUUCGGUUUAACGUCAUUCUGAGACGGUAGGUUCUUCGCGAUAGAUUCUGGCGCCUCCAGGGGAGAGUCAAAAUUGUGCGGUUUUUAAAUCCGGAGGUUUGGCAGUUUCCCUAAAAGUCAAAGUUUCUCUCAUCUGCGUAAGCAGUUAUUAAAAGAUGGUUUGGGCCGGCUGUACGCGCCUAUUUAAAUCCACAGCCCGACGGUUAUUCUGGGGACGAGCGCUCGGCGGUCUCGUUGCCCAAUGUCAUCGUUGCGCACGAUCUGUGCGGCAGAUUCAUGAGGAACAGGGAACAAUGUUGGGAAAAUGAUUUUAUAUCAAAAUACGUAGUGCAGUUCAGUGCAGGCUGACCUAAGUGAGAAAACAACAUGGCCCGUUCAGCUUCCACGCUGUGGGUGUCAGAAACGGAAAAGGGAUGGAUCACGGUUAUGGAGAACUACAGUUCUGCGUGCGGGCACAUGCAUGCAUCAGGUUAUUUUUUUUUUAAUUAUUAUUAUUAUUAUUAUUACUUGAUCGAAGUGGACCGAUGACGCCCGGACACCCUCGGCCGCGUACGCGGUGACCGGAUGGGUGGAUGUGCCGGCCACCCCAACUGGCUGGUAACCCUCACCUCCUCUGCUGAGGGAGAAGAAACAGUCAUGUCUCUUAAUGUCUUUUCGUAUUUGCAGCUUGGAGGUGUUCACGUUUCAUAUUUUGCCCCCAAACGUGUGGCAAGCUAGUUUUUUUUUUCCCCGAUUUGUUUUCUCUAAGCCAAAAUGUAUUUUGUACUAUUUUGCCAUAGCAAAAAUUCUCUAUUUUUUUUGGUGAAGCAAAUUACAUCUGUGUUUAAGAAGGUCGGAAAUCCGAUUUGUCUAAUUCGGAGCCAAAUGUCGGUUGUCUCGCC
Messenger RNA from Scleropages formosus (Asian bonytongue), 5117 nucleotides. RefSeq names its product serine/threonine-protein phosphatase 6 regulatory subunit 2-like. The record is from RefSeq and is a predicted model, not a curated record. NCBI's taxonomy places the organism in Eukaryota, Metazoa, Chordata, Actinopteri, Osteoglossiformes, Osteoglossidae. Gene Ontology annotation, molecular function: protein phosphatase binding; protein phosphatase regulator activity. The transcript has 26 exons. Gene Ontology annotation, cellular component: nucleus; cytosol. Bases 691 to 3528 code for a protein of 945 amino acids.